UUUUGGGGGGAAGGCCCGGGGCUCCAUAGGAUAUACUGCCCAUAAUCGAUUUCCAUGUAGUAUUACUUCUCUCGAAAUCAUUUAAUUGAUUUGCUGAUCUUAAUUGUAAGAUACAAAAAAAAAAUCAGAGAAACAAAGAACUCAGUGAGAGAAGAACAUUGAAGAAUUCAGAAUCAAACGACCAGACGGAUGUGUUUUCUUUUGUGGUAGAAUGAAUAUCAACGGACCUCCCAUACAAUGCUAUCCACUGCCCGUCUCAAUCAAAAUCUCAGAAUAACACAGGGGUGUCUGAAGGAGGUACUGAACAUUUUGUUUACUAACCACAACACUUCUGUACACUCUUCUGCACAUCUUCUCCUGUUGCACAGCUGCACUGCCCACAAAGUUAUAUCAGAGGGCAAGCGAAACCACUCUGAUAUCUAUGACAGAAUAUUGGUAUUUACCCCGGAUACACUUUUACCAAAUACACUUAUAAACAUGUAUGACAAGUGUGGAAGUUUGAUGGAUGCUCGUAAAGUUUUUGACUACAUGAGUACACCAGAUGUCUACUCCUGGAACAUGAUAAUUGCAGCGUACCGAAGGCAUGGACUUCCUCAAGAGGCACUGGCAUUGUUUCACCAAAUGCAACGAACAGAUGUCCAACCUGAUCACUUCACAUUCUCAACUAUUCUCCCUGUAUGCUCCAACAUGGCAUCCCUGGAUCAUGGUUUGCAGAUCCAUGGAAAAUUAAUCAGGUAUGGAUUUCAAACCAAUGUUAUUGUCAAGAAUACCCUGAUAGAUUUGUAUGCAAAAUGUGGAAGCAUACACAAGGCAUACGAGUUGUUUGACAAAAUGACUCAACGAAGUGUUGUCUCAUGGACUGCUAUGAUUGUUGCAUAUGAACAAAAUAGCCUUGUGGAAAACUCUUUAGAGAUUUUUAAGCAAAUGCAGUUGGCAGAUGUAGAGCUCAACUCAGCAACCUUUUCCAGCAUCCUACCUGCGUGCGCUAAAAUGGGAGCCUUGGAUGAGGGUAUGGAAAUCCAUCGAAAAGUAUUUGAAGACGGAUUUUCUUCAGAUGUUGUAGUUGUGACAGCCUUGAUAGACAUGUAUGCAAAAUGUGGAAAUCUACAGAAGGCACAUGAAUUGUUUGAUGGUAUACCUCAACAAGAUGUGGUUUCAUGGACUGCAAUUGUCGCUGGAUAUGUACAGAAUGGGUUUGUUGAUAAAGCUUUAGAGAUAUUCAAGCAUAUGCAAUUAGCAGGUGUAAAGCCAAACGCAACAACCUUUGCCAGCAUCCUUCCAGCAUGUGCCAAGAUGGGAGCCUUGGAGCAAGGAUAUGGAAUGCAUGGCUAUUGCAAAGAAGCCCACAAACUCUUUGAAUUAAUGAAGCACUCUCAAACCAAACCCAACCGUGUAAGUUUCAUUUGUGUUUUAUUUGCAUACAGCCAUGCAGGUAUGGUGGCUGACGGAUGUAAAUACUUCAAUCUCAUGAGUGAUUCUUACUGUAUCAUACCUACAAUAGACCAUUACGUAUGUAUAGUUGACCUUAUUACCCGUGCAGGUUAUCUUGAGGAAGCCCUGAACUUUAUCAUAAAAAUGCCAAUAAAACCUGAUUUGGUUGUGUGGAUGUGUUUGCUUGGUGCUUGUAGAUCACAUAAGAGUAUAGCAUUAGGAGAAUUUGUUGCAGGACUCCUCUUUGGAUUGGAUUGUAAAAAGACUGCACCUUAUGUUCUUUUGUCAAACAUUUAUUCAGAAGCAGGCAGGUGGAGUGACGCUCAACAAGUAAGAAAAUUCAUGAGUGAUAGAGGAGUUGAAAAGAUACCAGGAUGUAGCUGGGUUGAAGUUCAUAAAAUGGUACACACCUUUUGUGUAGGAGAUAGAUCCCACCCACAAACACCGCAAAUCUAUGCAAAGUUGGAUGAGUUGUUUUGCAAGAUGAAGGAAGCAGGAUAUAUUCCAGAUACGAGACCUGUAUUGAAUGAUGUAGAGGAGGAGGAGAAAGAAUUAAUCCUCGUACACCAUAGUGAGAAGUUGGCAAUUGCAUUUGGACUGUUAAACACAUCCCCUGGAACAACUCUCAGAGUUGUCAAGAACCUUAGAGUAUGUGCUGACUGCCAUUCUGCAAUCAAGUUUAUUUCAACGGUUGUUGCAAGAGAAAUUGUUGUGAGAGAUGCAAACCGUUUCCAUCAUUUCAAAAAUGGACAAUGUUCUUGUGGAGAUUUUUGGUGAUGUAAAGCAAAACAAAGCCUAUAAAUACAGGCUUGCAGUAGAACAAGGUGCAUGAUGGCAGACUUGCAUGGGUAAGAGCGAUCAGUUUUAUUUCCUGUUUCUAAAAAAUAUUGCUUCUGAUUAUUUUGAGAGUUACUAUACAUUUGAUUUGAUGAAAUGGUGUUCUAUUGUAUGCAUCUCUGUCUGCAUAUAUUUACAAUGUAUUUAUUUUGUAAACCAUGCAGGAGUUGCAACAAUGAACUGUAUUUUCAGUGCA
This is a messenger RNA of Cryptomeria japonica (Japanese cedar), 2464 nucleotides long. RefSeq names its product pentatricopeptide repeat-containing protein At3g24000, mitochondrial. The coding region runs from base 238 to 2208 and encodes 656 amino acids. The transcript has 2 exons. NCBI's taxonomy places the organism in Eukaryota, Viridiplantae, Streptophyta, Pinopsida, Cupressales, Cupressaceae. Gene Ontology annotation, biological process: RNA modification. The record is from RefSeq and is a predicted model, not a curated record. Gene Ontology annotation, molecular function: RNA binding; protein binding; zinc ion binding.